Molecule: messenger RNA, 4299 nt
Organism: Coregonus sp. 'balchen'
Lineage: Eukaryota; Metazoa; Chordata; Actinopteri; Salmoniformes; Salmonidae
Source: the annotation of a GenBank genome assembly
CUUUGCUCCACCUUUUUCCGUGACUCGCUCCAGUCAUCCCCCAAAAAUCUAGCUAGCUAAGUAAACGAAUGCAUUGCCUAUUUUGAUCGCAGAAUCAAUUUGUUAUCAAUAGACAACGCAUGGACACAGUUUUGUUUGUGUCGAUGAACGUAAGAAAAAUACCUUUCUAGGCUGAUGUUUUCCAGGUAGCUGGCUUAAUAGCCUCGAAGCACAGCACAGGGUUAGUUAUCAGUACAGUAACUUAGCUAGCUAUCUUUGCUCGAAGUGUGCGGUGCCUAUUGUGUUAGCUAGCCAGCUAACGUUAACAGCUAUCUGAUUUGCUGUGUUUGAAAUAUUUUGAUACUUCUUUUAGUUGUCUUCAUUCUCAUCACCGGUGGAUAUGGGACUACUUUUUACCAAGCUGAUGACUGUCUUCGGAGACAGAGGUAAUCAUUUGUGUGCCUGGAUACAUAUAGCUAAUUUACUGGCAUUAUUGUUGCUCCUAAGUAAUCUCCACUCAGUGCCUGAUCAUUUCUGCUUGAUUGGUUUGCUAACGUUAGCUGCUUUGUAGCACAGUGUUGUUAUGGACUUAAAUUCGGAGACAACGCAAGAAAAGCUGUUAGACACAAGUUUUUUUGUUUCAACAUUUGGUUGCAUAUUUUCAAUAACGUUAGUGACAGCUUCAAAAAUGGUCAAUUUCGACAAAGCCUAACUCGUUGUGCUUCAAUUAGCCUAACUAGCUAAGUUUCUAACUACACCGGGCACCUUCCAAUAACUGGUUAAUUUCUGUCAGACACGAGCUAGUCCGUACUGGAUGUUCUGUUCACUGUCUCAACGUUCUGCACACGUGUCCUGUGUAAUUAUCUGUUUUCUAUGUAGCGGUAGAGGUAGUGAAUUGCAGUAAUAUUAUGCAACCAAUAACAUUUUGUCAAACAGUACUGUUUACCUCGUUGAUGAGAUGAUGGCAGGGUAGAGGUCGCUGGGUUUGACUAUCAGGGUCAAAUGGUCCUUGUUUUACCUAAUAGUAGCACUGCAAACAAACACAGAGAGGUUUUGUCCCUCUGGAUAUUAAAGAACGUCUGCCCAUGUUUUUCAGAUCUGGUAUUUUAAUCCCUCACUAGAGUCUAAAGAGAGUCCAUCAGUCAGAUGUGUUGUCAUAGUGAUGAGUAAUUAGCUUUGGGGUCACAUAUCUGUGAAUGGCAAUCCAUGUGUUUGUUAUGUAGAAGUGUGUAAACUACUUUUCUCUUUCCUUCUCUUAUAGAACACAAAGUGAUCAUAGUGGGCCUGGACAAUGCUGGGAAGACCACUAUCCUCUACCAAUUGUGAGUGAUAUCAAAAUAGAUUUCUAUAAUUCAUGUUCAGAUUUAUGCAAAUUAUAUUUAUAAUCACUUAGUCAUAUCAAUCACUCUGUCCCUUCAGCCUUACCAAAGAGGCGGUCCACACCUCCCCCACCAUUGGCAGUAACGUAGAGGAGAUCUCUGUACGCAAGACCCGCUUCCUGGUGUGGGACAUCGGAGGCCAGGAAAGCCUGAGAGCCAGCUGGAACUCCUACUACUGCAACACAGAGGUACGGAUCUGUUGGUGUGUGUUCAGUAGAAAGUCUUUGUCGAGGUACAGCAUGUGUGUUUUUGUUUACGUAAACAAAGUGUGCACGUGUGUGUGUGUUGGUUUCUGGCCAGUUACAGCUGGAGUAGAACUAGAACCCUGAUGAAGGUGUUAAUGCCUAAACACUUUUGGCUUGAACUUCUCUUUCCCUCCAAGACUCUCUGAAUAGCUACAGCUGGAGACGAGAUGUUUCAGCUUUCCAACGAUCAGGCCAACACUGAGUUAUUACACAUUAACCAGCAGAUGAUUGUUGUUGUCAUUGAUAAAGCAUGGGAACACUAUUACAUCAUCUGUUACAGAACCAACCAUAUCAGUCUGCUGUCCUGAGUAUCCCUCUUACACUCAUGCUCUAGACUGUUACUGAAAUCAUAUUCAACAGUUAUGAGAUGAGAGCACUCAGAGCCAGAGGUACAGUUAAGUGAGUAAGUUGGUCGCCUUUGGCCAGUGUAUUCAGUUGGCUUGAUUGUUUUGUCUCUCUUCAGAUUGUGAUUCUGGUUGUGGACAGCACAGACCGUGAGCGCCUAACUCUGAACAAAGAUGAACUUCACCGCAUGCUUGCACAUGAGGUAACAACCACCUGUUUUUGGGGGGGGAGAGGGGGGGUCAGUUCAACCUCACUGUUUAGAUUUUUUUUCUGAAUACCAGUUUCAAAUACAAGAAUGCACCAUAUUCAUUCUUAACUUCCCUUUUCCUGUAUAUGAUGCACCAGAAAUAUUAGCCGAUUGGUAUUUCCUUAUUGUAUCAACAGGUGAAUGAGUGAGGAUUAUUUUUAAGAAUAAGGGCACUUUGUUUUCUAGGUUGUUCACAUGUUCCAUUGUCACUCACCGUAUGUAGCUUUUUAGAUGUGCAAUAUGCAGAAAUCGGUCCGCCAUUUCCUGUUUGCAAAAAUUCUUAUAGUUCACCUAAUUUCAGUUUAUGUGACAAAACAAGCAAUGUAUAGUGUGUAUGAAAUAUAUUUUUAAUAACCAAAAAUAUUAAAUGUUCAGCUGUUUGAAGCUGGUGUAUAAAACCGCGUCUUAGACUUGCUUUCAAUGAGAAUGACAGAUCUAUAACUCACAUUUCUAUGUGAAUUUGGUCAGGUCGCCCAAAAAGUUACAUAUUGCAGCUUUAACAUGUUGACACGUGAGCUCUGUUCAUGCUCUCAAAAUGACUCAUAUCACCACUACAGAGCAAACAAACUGAUUGCAAACCAUGAUGGGUUGUUUCACCAUUUUCCCUGUGUGAAUCAGUGCAUUGACAGCUGAGCUGUUCAGUUUCUGUUCCGCUGACACUGCUCUUUUCUAUUAUCUGAGACGUCACAGCGGUGAGAUUCUGUAGAUUUCCACAGGAAGCUCUCAGAUGUGUAAAUAUGUUGAAUUUAAAAAUGAGAACCGUGGCUAUCUCUCUCCUCUGUAGCUCAGUUGGUAGAGCAUGGCGCUUGUAACGCCAGGGUAGUGGGUUCGAUCCCCGGGACCACCCAUACGUAAAAAUGUAUGCACACAUGACUGUAAGUCGCUUUGGAUAAAAGCGUCUGCUAAAUGGCAUAUUAUUAUUAUUAUUCUCUCCUGCCCUGUCUGACUGGUGUGUAGGACCUAAAGAAUGCUGCGAUUCUAGUUCUGGCCAACAAGCAGGACAUGAAGGACUCUAUGACGGUUGCAGAGAUCUCCCAGUGCCUCACCCUCAGCUCCAUCACAGCCCACUCCUGGCACGUACAGGCCUGCUGCGCCCUCACAGGGGAGGGGUGAGUACACUGCGUAACUACAGACACACCUGGGCCUCCUCUCUCUGUGUGUCUGUCUGUUAUAACAUUCCCAUCAUAAAUAACCUUAAGUAACUCAAACACAAUUUAAUUUUCAAAACUAUUUCCAUCUCUUUCUCCUAACCUCCAGACUACCUGCCAGUCUGGACUGGAUGAGGUCUCGUGUACUGGCCAGUUAGAACUCCUUCCGUUGGCUCAUCCCAAUUGGAACCAGGACAGCUAUCCUUUGACCCAACAAACACAACCUCUCAGACGUCGCAGCCAAAGCCACAGUGCCCAGAUUAGGACCUCCACUAUCUGUAGUGACACUGCCCCUCUGAGCCCCAGGGCUGGCCCCAGACCUGCCCUGUCACCCUCAUGCCUUACCCAGCCCUUAGUGUGUCUGCAAGGGCUUACCAGGGUCCAGGUCUGCCUCAGAAUAGAGGAGGCCUGGAGGAACUUGGCAGAACCUCAACUAGGCAUGCCAGGGUGUGCCAGUGUGCAUUAGCAUCUGUAUGUGUUUUGUGUGUGUGAGACUCCGUUCUAGAGGUCCACCAUGUUUACAUAAGAAUCCCUACCUGUCAGACCUGAUUCCAUGAGGGUGACACAGUAUGUCCCACAUAAGCUGAAUAGUGACUUAUCACAGUAUUGAAGCUUCCUGGCCUCAUGAACUCAACAGAGAUGGAAUGGGAGGUUGCAUCUGAUUUCUUUAACAUACAGAUUUGUACUUCUGACGUGAGGAAAACCACAGUACAACUGGUUAAAAGAGGCCAGACCUAAUGCUGAUCAGACUGGUGCUCAGCCUUCUAACCUAUCAAUGCACAAAUUACUUGAAGUAUUUAUAUCAAAGAAGAAAAAAGGGGGUUGCUUGACAGUGAAAAAUAGUAGCAUGCUUGCUGUUAAAAAAGUAAGAUAACAAACAAGUAUUGUCUGAUUUAAAACAGGUUCAUCAUGUAUUUUUUUAUACAUAUACAGUCGCUAUGUAUUUUACAAUGUAC